UAUUCUUCCCCUGUUUCACCCAUCGAUACUGCGCCGCAAAGCUUGCCUUUCGCUCCCAGCUUUAUCUGGCUUUGGUUCGGGAUCUUCAAAGCAGAAACAGUUAACCAACGUCUCGGGAUGAAACGUUAGCAAGAUAAAGUGGCUGCCUUUCGCCCCGUCACUGCGUUCAACAAAAACGACAACAAGCUUCAUCUGGUCUUUGAAUAAAAGAAAAAGAAAAUAGAAUUUGUUCUGCUGUCGGCUGAGAAGAGUACAGGCGUAAAUGGCUGGGGCACAGCCUGGAGUUCAUGCACUGCAGCUCAAACCCGUCUCUGUUUCAGAGAGUCUGAGGAAAGGCAACAAAUUCAUGAAAUGGGAUGAUGAUUCAACAGCUGUGACCCCUGUGACCUUGCGUGUGGACCCACAGGGCUACUUCCUGUAUUGGACGGAUCAAAACAAGGAGACUGACCUUCUGGACAUCGCUUAUAUCAAGGAUGCCAGGAGUGGGAAAUACACAAAAACGCCAAAGAAAUCUGGCUACAGGAACUUGGAAGUUGACCGCUGUUAA
Molecule: messenger RNA, 547 nt
Organism: Megalops cyprinoides (Indo-Pacific tarpon)
Lineage: Eukaryota; Metazoa; Chordata; Actinopteri; Elopiformes; Megalopidae
Product: 1-phosphatidylinositol 4,5-bisphosphate phosphodiesterase beta-1-like
Exons: 4
Coding region: 263-547 (94 amino acids)
Source: RefSeq, a predicted model, not a curated record